This is a messenger RNA of Pseudocercospora fijiensis CIRAD86, 1284 nucleotides long. RefSeq lists its product as uncharacterized. The record is from RefSeq and is a predicted model, not a curated record. Gene Ontology annotation, cellular component: membrane. Bases 1 to 1284 code for a protein of 427 amino acids. Lineage: Eukaryota; Fungi; Ascomycota; Dothideomycetes; Mycosphaerellales; Mycosphaerellaceae. The transcript is spliced from 2 exons.
AUGAGUCGCCUUGUUCCCAAUGGACCGCGAAAACCAUUCGGCGACGACGAUCAACAAGAGCCAUUUCUCGAGUCUGGACGGGCCAGCCAGGAAGAUGACAUUGAGCUCGACGAGCUGGACGCUGAUCUUGGCGGGGAGAGGACUCCCGUAUCUCACUACAGAAAUUACGAUGGAAGUGACGAUCAACCUCCGCCCAAGAAGAAGGUCGCGUUCUGGCUGAUUGGACUCACCCUGGCGAUAUGCGUCCUAGGCUUUGUGGUCAACACAGAAGCUACUGCUUACGUGGAAGACGAACUGGGCUGGAAAAAGCCCUUCGCAACCAUGUACAUCACUCAUUCCUCCCUAGCCCUGCCCUGGAUACUGCACAUAUCGUAUCUGCGCUUCAAGGACAGGAAGUCUCCCUACAUGCAAUGGGUUCGCGACUACAACAACCAGCUGAGAGGAUCCAUCGCGGGCAUUGAUUCGUAUGCCACUUGGGGUCCGAAGAUGAUCUUUAAACGCCAAGGCCAGCAAGGUGGGCCUCUGGACUUUCUUGCGGCAACAAUGGCUAUUGUCACGGUCGCCCUCACCGUUUCUGGCUUGUCUUGGUUCACUUCUUUGUCUCUUACAACGCCGGCCGACUUGACUGCUAUCUACAACUGCAGUACAUUCUUUGCUGCAGCAUUCUCUGUGCCCAUCUUGAAGGAAAAGCUGGGAUGGAUUUCCAUCGCAGCAGUGGCCAUCUCGAUCGCCGGUACUUUCACUAUCGCAUAUGGAGAUACAACGGCGGAACACUCGGAAGAAGAGGGCGCAAUUGGCGCAUCCAGACUUCUUGGAAACAUAAUCGCAUGCGUAGGAGCAUUGGCAUUUGGACUUUACGAAGUCUUGUUCAAGAAGUUCGCUUGUUCUUCCAGACCCGAGUCGCAAGAGAGCAGUCUUCCUCUGACACUUGCGGCAAGUGCUAUGACUGGGUUUUACACAUUCUUUAUUCUAUGGGUGCCUUUGAUACCCCUGCACAUUCUUGGCUGGGAGGUUUUUGUCUUGCCGACUGGAUACGAAAUCCUUUGGAUCAUCAUUGCGGUGCUUGCAGGGUCCCUGUCUCUCACGCUGCUUGCCGUGCUUGUCAUCUGGACCGACCCAGUCUUUGGGUCGAUGGCCAACGUUCUUAGUGUCUUUUUCGUCGCCCUUGCGGACUGGCUCGCAUGGGGCAUUGCACCUUCCUUUCCAACCUACAUCGGUGGCGCGAUGAUAUUUGUAGCCUUUGGUAUGUUAGGCUAUGACACUCUAGGUGAGAAGAAGCAUUAG